AUGAACAUCGACGAGCUCGUCAACGCGCCUCAGAAAGGCCAUAGUCUGGCGGGCAUGUCGAUCCAGACGUUUCUGUCGUCCCUGGUGGUCGCCAUUGUCAUAUUCGGAAUCCAGCUGGCUAUUUUCAUUCUCAUUCGACCGAGAAUCAAAAAGCUCUACGAACCAAGAACAUAUCUGGUCCCCCCUGAACUGCGAGUCGUAUCUCCGGGAUCGGGCCUCAUAGACUGGCUCACAGCGACAGUCAGGUACGACAUUGAAGACGUGGUCGACAGAGGAGGCCUUGACUCGUACUUCUUUCUGAGAUUCAUGCGCAUGCUGCUGUGGAUCUUUGGAGUGGCAUGUUGCAUCAUCAUCCCCAUUCUCGUGCCCAUCAACGCCACGGGAAACACAGCAGACAUGCUCUCGGAGCCCACAGGAAUGGACAACCUCUCGUGGUCAAACAUCGGACCCUACAAGAGCUCGCGGUACUCGGCCCAUCUGGUCAUGGCUAUCGCCACGGUGAUUGUGCUGCUAGCUCUCUUCACUUAUGAGCUCAACGUGUACAUUGAAAAACGACACCGAUAUCUCACCAAGCCAAGUCACCAGAUCAGAGCCACGGCAACCACCAUCCUCAUCAAAUACGUGCCUGCUCAUUUGAGAAGCGAAAAGGCCAUCAAGAAUCUGUUCAGAAACCUAGGAGACGUGAAAAAUGUCUGGUUCACAAGAGACUACUCCAAACUGACUUCUCUUCUGUCGCUACAGAAGAAACGGUACCGACAACUCGAAUGUCUGGUGACCAAACGCAUAAUCAAGUCAGAAAAGACAUUCAAGAAAGACCCGGAGAAUGAUUCAGAGGAUACAACCAGAUAUCUUCCCAAGCCUGAGUCCAUAAGAUCUCCAUUGGCUACUGUUUUCGGCAUAGACAUCAAAAUUCCGUUUCUGGGCACUAAACACGACUCUAUCGAAUGGCAUUGCGAGGAGAUUGAACGGCUAACUAAAGAAAUUGCGGCUCUCAAGUCUGAAACAUCCCAGUUUGAGACAAUGCCCACUUGUAUGAUCCAAUUCAACACCCAGUUGGACGCCCAUGUGGCAUGUCAGUCUCUAUCUUACCAUAACCCCAACUUCAUGGACACACGACUGAUUGAGACAGACCAUAGAGAUGUCAUUUGGGCAAACAUGAGAGGUUCCUUCUAUGAGGAAAAGGUGAGAUUUGCCAUUGCUACCGCUCUCAACCUAGCUCUCAUCAUUGGCUGGGCCAUUCCAGUGUCUGUGGUUGGUCUCAUUUCUCAAAUCAGCUAUCUGACCCAGCUACUUCCAUUUCUGAGCUUUCUUAACGACCUCCCGGAAGCCAUCAAGGGAGCCAUCAGUGGUAUUUUACCCCCUUUGCUUCUUGCUCUGCUUAUGAUGCUCGUCCCCCCUAUUCUUACUCUUUUGGCCUACCUCAAGGGCAUUUCGACAGGUAUUCGAGUCCAGUUGGACGUUCAAAAGUACUACUAUGCAUUCCAGUACAUUCAGCUCUUCUUGGUCAUUACCGUCUCAUCAGGCCUGACGACUACUGUCCAACAAAUUGUAGAUACACCUACGUCGACGCCCACUAUUCUCGCCAACAAUCUCCCCAAAGCAGCAAACUUCUUCAUGUCGUAUCUUAUCCUACAAGGAAUGAUCACAUCGAUGAACAACAUGCUGCGAGUGGACGAGCUCAUUUUUCAUCUGCUGGCACGGAUUAUGCCUGCUACUACUGCCCACAGGAAGUUUUCUCGUCUGUCUUCCAUUUCCGAAGUCAUUUGGGGCAACACUUUCCCCACAUACACCAAUCUGGCGACUAUUGGUAUCAUCUACUCCAUCAUCAGUCCGAUCAUUCUCAUUUUCUGUCUCAUUUCGUUUUCUUUGACUUACAUGGCGUUCAAGUACCGUAUCAUCUACUGCAAUGUCAACCGAGUGAACUCUUACGGCUUGUUCUUUCCGACCGCAAUCUUCCAACUCUUCACGGGUAUCUACACACUUCAAUUGUGUCUGAUUGGUCUUUUCUUUUUGGUCAAAGACGAGAAACAGACGAAAUUCGUGUGCACCAAACACGCCAUCAUCAUGAUUAUCGUCCUGGCCUUCACCAUUCUGUACCAGCUGCAUCUGAGCUCGAAGCUCAAGGCCGUCAUUGAGUAUCUUCCUGUGGACAAAGCGGCAACUGACCUCAACAGUGAAAUUGUGUGUGAGAAGGGUAAACAGAGCAUUUCUCACAUUUUCACGGAAGGAGGCACCCAGUAUCACGAGAAGACUGAUGGUGUGAAGACCGAAGCAGGAGUAAAUGGAACCAGUAUCUCAAUCAGAGAGCUAGCAGACCUUCAAGAACUGGAAACUGUUCCUCUGACCCCGUACACAGUUCCAGAAAACCCAUUCGAGACUCCAGCAGCCCUGCCUGGACCUCAAACGCAGACAUCGGCUUCCAUCUCCUCUCCUCGGGUCAAAAACGUAGCAAUCAACACUCUCACCAGACUUGGUAGAAUUGUGUACACCGGUUCCGAAGACACUCGAACCACGGCCUCUCAGUUCAUGUACAGAGGCAUCUUUGACCAGCUCAACACGAAUCUCGAGUCGAUAUCGGCUGAUAACCGAGAGAAGCUGCUCAACAGAGCGUUUCUCCAUGAGUCUCUCCGAACGCCAGAUUACAUAUGUUGGGUUCCGGAAGAUGAGCUCGGGGUCGGAAUUCGAGAAAUCGGCCGGAUUCGCCAACAGUUUCCGCUCGUUCGCAUCUCCAACGACUCCUGUUACCUCCACAAUCAGAAGAUCAUGUUCACCAGGGCUCCUCCAGAUUAUGACGAGAUCAAGAACAUGAGGUUGUAG
Molecule: messenger RNA, 2817 nt
Organism: Yarrowia lipolytica CLIB122
Lineage: Eukaryota; Fungi; Ascomycota; Dipodascomycetes; Dipodascales
Cellular component (GO): plasma membrane
Molecular function (GO): calcium-activated cation channel activity
Source: RefSeq, a predicted model, not a curated record